AAGGAUACAUUUCUAAAACAGCCAUAUCUAAAACAGCCCAUAAUAAACCUAAUUAAAGCGCCCAUUUGCUUGAAUCCACUGCCAUUCAGUUGAUACUUCAGCUGAAGGGGGACAGGACUUUGCAUUGGUUUGUCUCCACACGUUCUUUCCCGUUUUUCUCCGUACACGGAAAGCUCCUGCCCCCUGAUCCCUCAAGCGCCCGGAUGCACACCAGCAACAGUCAGUCAGUCAGUCAGGACAAACAUGGUCGCCAGAGCUGAAGGAAGCGUUUAGGAAUCUCCUCGCUGCAAUUCUCUUCAGAAAGUGAAGGUUUUUAGACUGGUCGCUUACAGCACGUAAAGCCUCGCCGGAGGACUACAUUUUCUUCUCGCUGAAGGCGUCUUUGUGGACAGGACACUUAGAGGGCCAAACAAUGGAAUGCUCUCUCCUGCCUACACUGCUCAGCACUCUACAGACUGAGGUUAAACGGCUUAGUUAGCAGUGUACCUCUCCCCCAAGAACACUUUUAGCCUGGGGAAAGUUGGGAGAAAUAAAAACCAAGCGAAGGAGAAUUUCCUUCAUAGUACAGCACCUUACUCCAGUUCUUUGUAGUUGUUUGGGAUUCAUUUGUACGCUUUGCGUGAACAAAAGCCAUGAUGGAAACGGAAACGUACCUGUGGAUGGUCGUGCUUGGCUUCAUUAUAGCCUUCAUCCUGGCAUUUUCAGUGGGGGCCAAUGACGUGGCAAACUCGUUUGGCACAGCAGUCGGGUCAGGAGUGGUGACGCUACGUCAGGCCUGCAUCCUGGCUUCCAUAUUUGAGACCCUGGGCUCCAUGCUCCUCGGUGCCAAGGUCGGGGAAACCAUUCGGAAGGGAAUUAUAGAUGUCAGUUUAUACAAUGACACGGCGCCGAUACUGAUGGCGGGAGAGGUCAGCGCUAUGGUUGGGUCUGCGGUUUGGCAGCUCAUUGCCUCUUUUCUGAGGUUGCCCAUUUCUGGAACUCAUUGCAUUGUGGGAUCUACUAUUGGCUUCUCCAUGGUUGCUAUUGGCACAAAAGGAGUACAGUGGAUGCAGUUAGUCAAAAUUGUUGCCUCAUGGUUCAUCUCCCCUCUGCUGUCUGGCCUGAUGUCUGGCCUGCUCUUCUUCAUCAUUAGAUAUUUCAUUCUUAACAAGGAUGACCCUGUUCCCAAUGGUCUCCGCGCUUUGCCCCUCUUCUACGCUUCGACCAUCGGAAUCAACACCUUCUCCAUCAUGUACACUGGAGCUCCCUUACUGGGAUUGGAGAUGCUCCCCGUCUGGGCUAUUGCCCUCAUUACCUUGGCUGGUGCUGUGGUAUGCGCCGGUCUGGUCUGGUUUUUUGUUUGCCCCUGGAUGAGAAGGAAAAUAGCAAGUCGCCUGAAGAAAGCACAUGCUCUUUCUCGCAUCUCUGAUGAGAGUUUGGAUAAAAUUCCGGAGGAGGAAGAGGAAGCUCCUGUGUUUAAAGAGCUUCCAGGUGCGAAGAGCAGCAACGAUGCAGUGCUGCCCUUGACAGAGGAGUCCACAGGGGAGCUGAACAGCCUGGCUAAUGGAGGCACCGUCCUGCCCAACGGCAGAGUCUAUGGUCGUACCAACUCCAUGACCAACGGCUGCCUCAAGUCACCUGUGUCCAAUGGGGGAUUCAGCUUUGACGGACACAUGCGCAGCGACGGCCAGGUCUAUCACACGGUUCACAAGGACUCUGGUCUUUACAAGGACCUCCUGCACAAGAUCCACCUGGGCCGCCUGGAGGACGAGCGCAGCGGCUCACGUCCUGACAACAACUACCGUCACCUUCGCCGCAACAACAGCUACACGUGCUACACAGCGGCCAUCUGCGGCAUGCCGGUGCAGCCCCUGUUGCGGUCGGAGUCCAGCGCCCCUCCUCCAGAGGAUAGCGAGAAGCUAGUGGGCGACAGCGUCUUCUAUUCGAAGAAACGAUUGCGCUAUGACAGCUACUCCAGCUACUGUAACGCGGUUGCGGAGGCCGAGAUUGAAGCAGAGGAAGGCGAUGUGGAUGUGAAGUUGGCAGCAGAUAAAAGGGAGCCCCGGGUCCCUGCUGAAGGUGUGCUGGAGGACUGUGUUGAUGAGGACAAGGAGGAGAAGGACAAGCCUCAAGUCUUCCUGCUCUUCCACUUUCUGCAAAUCCUCACCGCCUGUUUCGGAUCGUUUGCUCAUGGGGGGAACGAUGUCAGUAAUGCAAUUGGUCCUUUGGUGGCCCUGUGGAUGAUAUACGACCAGGGUGGGGUGAUGCAGGAAGCGGCCACACCGGUCUGGCUGCUGCUCUAUGGCGGCUUGGGAAUCUGUGCUGGAUUGUGGGUUUGGGGUCGACGUGUCAUUCAAACGAUGGGCAAAGACCUCACUCCAAUCACCCCCUCCAGUGGAUUUUGCAUUGAAGUAAUGAGCGCUCUAACAGUGCUUGUUGCCUCAAAUGUGGGCGUUCCUAUAAGCUCCACCCACUGCAAGGUGGGCUCAGUGGUGGCGGUAGGCUGGAUCCGCUCAAAGAAGGCUGUGGACUGGCGUCUCUUCCGGAAUAUCUUCCUGGCCUGGUUUGUCACCGUCCCUGUAGCAGGCCUCUUCAGCGCUGCUGUCAUGGCCCUGUUCGUCUACGGCAUACUGCCUUUCGUCUGAGAUGGAAAAUGGGGAGGAGAGAGGGAGGUAUAGAAGGGUAAUGACAAAAAAAUAAAAUGGAGACAGAGACAGAAAAAAAUUAAAUAUCAUGAUAUAAGGGGACAGCCAGAGGGUGGGGAGAGUCUUCAAAUGCUGCCUGGAAAAGCAUCCAGAAUCCUUUGACUUAAAUAUCCUUAAUCUUGUCAAGAGUAUUUAUUUCCGUUUCAUUUUUCCAUUGUUUUGUUUGAAAUGUUACCAUAAACCGCAAGAUCUUUGACUCAGUGAUAUGAAAUGGUACAUAUUCAAAGUUCCAAAAAAAAAAUAGUUCUCGUACAUCUGUGGUCCUACAUGUUCAAAGGAGUAGACAGAACUGGACAGAUGUGCACAUACUCAGUGCAUUCGUAACCGUUACAAUUGCCAAUCUCGCAUAAAAUAUCAGUAUAUGAAGAAUGGGACUUUUAUGGCACAAUUCACAGUAUAUUGGCACAAAAUAUAGUUAUUAACUACUCCUGGGCCUCUAAAUGUAAUGUUUUAAAAAUAUGCCAUGUGUGGUGCGUUAUAACUGCACCUUUAAUGCCAUUCGCUGAAACAUCAAAUUUCUGCGUAAAUGACACUGAGAAGCAUCCUGCUGUUCAAAACCUACAUUAGCUGCAUUGCUAAAAUCAUACCUCAGUCAACCCUCUAUGCCACAUAAAAGACAAGUGACAAAACUGUGCUAUCUCAUAAUACAUGAAAUAUUAUAAGAUGAAUCAUUUUUCUAGUGGAUAAUGUGCAAGAAUUCCCUGUUCUUUUAUUGUUGUAUUUAUUUUUAGAUAUGUUAGCAUUCAGACCUUUUUUUUAAAAACAAAAAACAAAAAAACAACAACAAAGGUGUGAAGACAAAAUCAUGUUUUGAACUAUGUAUGCUACUAUAAUUUCUACUGUGUAUAUAUUCAGCUUUGGAUUUUAGAUUUUUAGUUAUGUCUUAUUUCGAGGUCUUAUAUUGUUACAUUUAAGGAGACUUUAGACCAGGUUUGGUAGUUGCAUGAAACGUAUGCUCUUCCAAGCAUAUGAAAAUGAUCAAAUAUUAAACAUUUACUUUUCUUAUGACAAGACGCUACAUUCAUAAUCCUGUCAGGCUUUAUCAAAAAUAACUUCAAAUUAACGAUUUACAACUUUUUCUCCAAUCGACUAACCUAAAAGAUUCCCAUGUCAAUGAAAAAAUAGGAAUUCACCAUCAUUUGAAGAUGUAAAAAAAGGAGCAUAUCUGAGGUAUUAAAUUGAAACUUUCAAUAAUUCAACUUUUUUUUAAUCCAUAAAUAUCAAUAGGUGAUUUAAACCCAUUUGAUUUUAUUCCCUUUUUGGAAAAAGAAUAGCCAAAGAUUCUGAUGGUCAAGUUUCAUUGCCAAUCUCUUUGACAGUGUUUGUAAUUACAAUCUAAACGAUGUCCAGACAAAAGAGAUCAGUUUGUCUUUGUAUUGCAGAAAGUAUAUCAAGGAUGCUAGUAGUUCAGUCUAGCCAUAGUAUAUAAUGUUCUUCGAGCCCAAUGGAUGAUGCCAAUAUAAAAUACCUAUAUGUGCCGAAACAGCCAAAAUCCCCUGACGGGCACUUGGGUGACCCAUAAAACCAGCACAAACACACAAACGUAGAUUUACCCACUUCACAUAGAUGGUGUUUUGAGAGGCAGUAUUAGAUGCUGAGUCUGGCUAUCAGUGAAUCUCAUAUCAGCAUCCAGCUACUUGAUUCAGCCUCACUGAUAAAGCCUUCAGUACUGAUAUCACAUUGAGGUUUAUUAGAACUGGAAUUUGUUUAACAUCAGGACAAUAUGUGAUUCAGAGACACAAAUGUGUCAUAAAAUGAAAGGUCAAUAUGUAACAACCUAUUUGUGGCCCUGACACCACAAGAAACCAAAAAGUCUCACGAUUUCCAUCCAAAAAUGACCACGCUAUAUCAGGUGAACUGAGCUUAGAUGUUUGUCAGACACCAUUGUAAUCUGCCUCGGGAUAGUCACCAGAUUUGGAAACUGUACAAACGUGUGGCUUUGAACCAAUGCAAAGUGUUGCUGUUUCUUUUUGUGUGUGUGCGUGCGCGUGUGUGUGUAUUACUUUUGUUUUUAUUUUUCAUCAAGAACAAAUCUAUGCUUAUAUGGCCAUUUGCCUUGUAAUGUUGUGCUUUACUGUUUGUUGGAUACAGUAACUUAAGUACUGUGGUGUUUACAUUGUAAUCAUAUUGUAGAAUAACUCAUUGCAGUUGCCUAAAAAUGCCAAUCAACUAACUAUUAAUCACAAAUUAAAUAUGAAAUAACCAGGCAUAGUGCAAAGGUGUUUCAUGUCAUUUUGUGUUUUAGCAGUGUGAACCAUCAUGAUCCUGUGUUACUCACACACUGCUACAUGUAGUACAACUUUACAUGGUGGAUAUGAUUAAAAAAAUAAUAAUAAUAAAAAAAAAUGAAUAGAUAUAUAAAUUUCAUUAAACUAUAUUUUUCUACAUAUAUAAGUUUUACCUGGGUGGUGACUUCUUACAUGGAGAGUAAUCUGGGCUCCCGAGCAGCGAUUAUGUUGAAGUACCAGUAACUAUUGUAAGAAAAUUCAGUGCUGAAUACCACUGAACAUUUUCUUAAAGAUGAUUUUAUCGCAAAAGAGUCAGAAAAGUUCCGACAGGGGUUAGUAAUGUGGAUUGGUUCCAUAUAUCCAUUGUU
Molecule: messenger RNA, 5280 nt
Organism: Megalobrama amblycephala (Wuchang bream)
Lineage: Eukaryota; Metazoa; Chordata; Actinopteri; Cypriniformes; Xenocyprididae
Gene: slc20a2
Product: solute carrier family 20 member 2
Exons: 11
Coding region: 633-2624 (663 amino acids)
Biological process (GO): phosphate ion transmembrane transport
Cellular component (GO): membrane
Molecular function (GO): phosphate transmembrane transporter activity
Source: RefSeq, a predicted model, not a curated record